AUGGCCAUCGUGCCCCUCAUUACGAACCAUCAUGACAAGGGGCUCGCCUACGUCCUCAAAGACGUGUUCAAACUUGAGCAUGUCGAGCCUGACCUGACCAAGCUGGCUCUAGCCGGCCAUAGCCGAGGCGGCCAGACGGCCUUCGCCGUCGCCCUGGGACUAGGGGACACCAAGACCAAGCUGGAGCUCAAAUUCUCCGCCCUCGUCGGCGUCGACCCCGUGGCCGGGGUUUCGAGAGCCCAACAGCUGGAGCCCAAGGUCCUCACAUUUGAACCUGACUGUCUCGACGUGGGCAUGCCGGUGCUGGUCAUGGGGACCGGGCUGGGUCCCAAGCACAUCGGCGGAUUUCCCUGCGCCCCGGCGGGCGUGAACCAUGCCGAAUUCUACAGGGAGUGCGCGCCGCCUCGCUACCACCUCGUGGUGAAGGACUACGGGCAUCUCGACAUGCUGGAUGACAAUGUGCCCUACGUUAUCAACAACUGCAUGUGCAUGAGGAACCAACACGACACCAAAGACCUUGCUAGGAGGACCAUGGGAGGAGCCAUGGUUGCCUUCCUCAGGGCUAAAUUGUGAAUCGAUGCUCGUGAUCUGAUCGCCAUAUAUCGUAAUCCUGAGCUCGCGCCGGCCCUCCUGGACCAAGUUGAUGAGUUUCUUCCUUGCUUGGUUGGACGGCCAGAUCCGUCGUCUGUGUGAGAGUUACGUGCAUAUGCCUAGCUACUAUAAAUAAGGUGUUGGUGCAUGGACACGUCAUGGCUCAUGACUACUAUAGCACGUCCAGUAUUCCUAAUAAAAUAAGCACUCGUGUCAUUUGUGCAUGUAUCUAUGUUGAACAUGUAUACUUGUAUAGUAUAUAUUGGAGUGUUUGACAAAAAACUACCACAAU
Molecule: messenger RNA, 883 nt
Organism: Triticum dicoccoides
Lineage: Eukaryota; Viridiplantae; Streptophyta; Magnoliopsida; Poales; Poaceae
Product: chlorophyllase-1-like
Exons: 2
Coding region: 1-573 (190 amino acids)
Biological process (GO): chlorophyll catabolic process
Molecular function (GO): chlorophyllase activity
Source: RefSeq, a predicted model, not a curated record